This is a messenger RNA of Camarhynchus parvulus, 728 nucleotides long. It is a transcript of the gene MUS81, whose product is annotated as MUS81 structure-specific endonuclease subunit. Gene Ontology annotation, cellular component: Holliday junction resolvase complex; nucleus. Gene Ontology annotation, biological process: mitotic intra-S DNA damage checkpoint signaling; DNA catabolic process; double-strand break repair via break-induced replication. The transcript has 8 exons. The record is from RefSeq and is a predicted model, not a curated record. The coding region runs from base 8 to 544 and encodes 178 amino acids. Lineage: Eukaryota; Metazoa; Chordata; Aves; Passeriformes; Thraupidae. Gene Ontology annotation, molecular function: crossover junction DNA endonuclease activity; 3'-flap endonuclease activity.
UUCGAACAUGGCCGCGGCCGCCGCCGCCUCCUCCCGGCGCCGCCGCCGCCCCCGCGGCCACCCCAACCCGCUGUUCGCCCGCUGGCUGCGCGAGUGGCGGGACGAGGCGCAGGGCACCUGGGCCAGGGGCACCUACGAGAGGGCCCUGCGCUCUCUCUCCCGGUUCCCGCUCCCGCUCCGUUCCGGCCGCGCCGCCGCCAUCUUGCAGCACUUUGGCCCCGCCCUCUGUGCCCGCCUCGACCAACGGCUGAGCCAGCACCGCCGGGAACAGGGACUCCCUGCCACGCCCCCUCGGCAGGGGCGGUGCCCAGACCCUCCCCCAGCCCCGCCCACGCGCCGCCCCCGCCAGUCCCAGCCCCUCCCCCGCUCCCGAGGCCACGCCCUCUUGCUGGUCCUGAGCCAGAGCCCGGAGCCCCUCCCAGAGGCGGAGCUUCUGCAGCAGGCCCAGCCCCUCUGUGACCACGCCCUGACCCUGCGGCUCUGGGUCCCCUCCUGCGUCGGGGGCUCGUGCAGAGGAGCGGCCGCCCCCCCAGGUACGCGCUGACCCCGCGGGGGCGGAGCCUCGUCGAGGCCCCGCCCCCCGGCCAGGCGUUCCCGCAGCGCCCCCUGGUGGAGCAGGACGAGAACUGCGCCCCCUCCCCCCCGGCGUGCGACCCCGAGCAGGAGUUUGAGCUCAGACCCGGCGAGUUCGAGAUCGUGCUGUGCGCCGACGUCACCGAGGCCAACGG